This is a messenger RNA of Dromaius novaehollandiae (emu), 2736 nucleotides long. It is a transcript of the gene GRAMD2B, whose product is annotated as GRAM domain containing 2B. The coding region runs from base 149 to 1489 and encodes 446 amino acids. NCBI's taxonomy places the organism in Eukaryota, Metazoa, Chordata, Aves, Casuariiformes, Dromaiidae. Gene Ontology annotation, cellular component: cytoplasmic microtubule. The transcript has 15 exons. The record is from RefSeq and is a predicted model, not a curated record.
CCGCCCCGCCCCGCCCCCGCCGCGCGCCGCCCCCGCCCGCCAAGUGGCGCCGCUGCUUUCGGCGCCCUCCCGCCGCUGCCGCGGGUCUUUCCCGCCGCGCCGGGGCGGUGCGGAGCGGAGCGGUGCGGAGCGGAGCGGAGCGGGGCCCAUGGUGCUGAUGAGCGAGCCGCGCGGCGAGGCGGAGGAGGCGAAGGCGGCGCGGGCCGCGGGGCGGCGGGAGCAGAGGGGCGCCGCGCUGCUUUCAGAUGGAGAAAAUGGAUCAGAUGAGAAAAGAAAGACAGGAAAAUCACCGACUAUAUUGCUGCAGACCCCUAUCAGUGAAGUGGAAUAUUUUGAUGACCGGAAAAAAGUUGGUGUUGCUAGGACAAAGAACAGUGCAGAUAGUCCACCCAUGACAAUGGACAUCAAGAGCGACUUGAAGAUUGAGAGGAAAAAAUGUGUCUCAAAUCAGCUGAAGGCAAAUGCACACUUUCAUAAGCUGUUUAUGGAGGUUCCCAUUGAUGAGCCACUGAAACAAAGUUUUACCUGUGCUCUGCAGAAGGAAAUUCUGUACCAAGGAAAGUUAUUUCUUUCUGAAAACUGGAUUUGCUUCCAUUCCAAGGUUUUUGGUAAAGACACUAAGAUUAGUAUACCUGUGCUCUCAGUGACACUACUAAAGAAAACCAAAACUGCCCUCCUUGUGCCAAAUGCUCUGAUCAUAGCAACACUUACAGAUAAAUACAUGUUUGUCUCCUUGCUCUCCAGAGAUACCACCUACAAGCUAUUAAAAUCUAUCUGUAGACAUCUUGAGGAUAUGAGUGUCGGCAACAGUCCCAAUCCCUCUUCGGCUGAAAACAGUUUCAGAGCUGAUCGUCCUACAACUCUGCCCCUGGAUUUCAAUGAAGACUAUUCUGAUCUGGAUGGUAUAGUGCAGCAGCGGAGACAAGAGAUGGAGGAGUCCAGCAGUACAGGCUCCCAAACCCCGGAGCUGGAACGCUUCCAAGAUUAUCAUGUUAUUGAGACACAGACCCACUUGAAAGUUUCCAAGACUGAGGCAAAGCCUGUCCGUUCAGAUGUACACAGUAAACGUGUACCUGAAGGAAAAGCCAGGAACACUCCUCGAAAUGGUGAUUCUGAAGCCUUCAGGUUCUUCCACAAAGUGAAGUCCCAGGAGCUUUUAUCUCUGAACCAAAUACUUAUAUUCUAUGCAGUUCUUGUCUGUGUAUUGAUAUUUUCUACCUUCUACAUGAGAUAUAAAAUCAAUGUCCUAGAGGAACGUCUUAUUUCCAUGACAUCCUUUGAGUCACAUGUUAAGGAACAACCAGUACGCCAAGGUUUGGGAUCCCAUCUGCAAAUUAAUGCUGAUGCCCUCUGUGAUGAGUUAACUGCUAAUCUUAUAAAAUUGGAAAAGGGACAGGAGAAUGGAGGGGGGAGAAACAGGCUGUGUAAAUCAAUCUGUGCAAAUUAUCCUGAGGAUGUGACUGCCUGGCAUUGCCUUCAGCAGAACUGAGAGAAAAUACAAAACAACUUGCAAAGACUACUUGAAGAUGGUGAAUGAAAUGUUGAUGUUCUCGGACCUCUUCAGACCUCAGUCUUCUGCUCCUGACAAACAGUUCCAAAAGAGCUCUGCUGGCCAGAGUUCAAGCUUCUUAUUUUUGAUCCAAGCCAAGUUUAAACUACUGUAUAUCUCAUGUCACAAUGUAGAAAGUCAGUCUAUUCUUGAGCAAUUACAUAUAUCUAUAUAUUUUGAAAAUAAGUUUUUUUCCUUCUCUGUUGAUGUGUGAAAUUAAUGGAUUUUAUAGCUUGUUUGAUUCUAGACUUGCUUACACCAGUGUAAACCUGGUGUGACUGCAUUUUACCUCAGCAUUUUUUUUCCUGUCCUUUGUCACACAGGUGUAAAUGGGAAGAAUUUCAGUCAUGACCUAUCACAUGCAGAAGUGUGGUGCGUGAAUGAGCUGGGUAUCUCACAACUGUGGCUCUGAAUCAAUGCUGUGCUCUUGGUUUUCACUCCUUUCAGACCUAGCAUCCCAAAGAUCAGAGAACAGACAUCUCUGGAUUUGAUUCUGUGGAGUCCUGAGUGCUCAGUAUGUGCUCAGUUCUCAGGUGCUGUAAAUAGGCUCAAUUUCACUGUCUGUGGCACUGCAUCACUGCUGAAGGUGAGGUCUGUUGCUACUGGGCAUUCAAUUUCCAUUGAAUUCAAACUUGAAAUAUGUAUGGACUCACCAACUUAACAAUCAAACUGCUUGUAGUUAGCAGUAUGGGUGUGACAUGUCUGCACAGCUUAGAAAAGCUGCUGUAGUUUUUCUAUCCACUCAUACAGUCUCUGUCCAUUAAGUUACUCAGCGCUAAGAGCUGCAGUCAGCAUUUCUAGAGUCUUGGUUGGCUGAGCAAGUGCAAUUCAUGUUCCAGCUCAUGGACAUCUAGUUUUUGUGACUCCAGAGACUGGAUUUUUCCACAUAAUAAGAACUGGCAAAUUAGUGAUGUAGCAAUAGAAACAGUUUCAGUAGAGUGAAUGAAAGAAAAUGGAUGCCUGCUUUGUUAUAUUUAAACUAUUGUUUUCACAGUGCCUGAGAUGGGAUAACUGAUUUUUAGCUUUCUGAUUCACAAAGCAGGCUAGUUAGUUUUAAAAAGCAAUAUUUAGGAUUAUAUCAGUUAGUAUCUGUAAAGUAACAGUAUUGUUUAUAUAUGCUAUGCAUUUUAUAACCAUUUCUGUGAAAUGUAUCUUACUUUGUUUAAAUAAACUUUUUGUAAAACAAA